CUUGCUUGCCUCGCAUCCAUUUUACCCCGCUCACGUGCACGUGUGUGACAUGUUGAAGGCGUUAUUUUUCCUCGCUGCAAGACAACCACGAGCCGCAUUCCUCGCCUCUGCUUCGAGUGUUGCUGAGACCUGUGCUGUUGGUGCAAAGCCCGCCACCGCUUCUUGCUCAACCACCACACGUUCCAUCAUGACGUCCGCAGCCCCCGUUGUUUCCCGUGCUGUCAACCAGCAGCUCCUGUCGCAGGAGCAGGGUGAGGGCAUGGGCGCGCGCGUGCGCCGGUCCAUUGGACGCCCCGAGCUGCGCAACUUCGACCCUUUCCUCAUGCUGGACGAGUUCCGCGUGAAAAAGGGCGCCGGGUUCCCAGACCACCCGCACCGCGGCUUCGAGACUGUCACGUACAUGCUGGACGGCGCGUUUGAGCACGAGGACUUUUGCGGUCACCGCGGCCGCAUCAACGCAGGCGACCUGCAGUGGAUGACGGCUGGUCGCGGUGUUGUCCACGCGGAGAUGCCCGCCUCAGAAGAAGGCCACGGCCUCCAGCUCUGGGUCAACCUUGGUGCCAAGGACAAGCUUGUCGAGCCACAAUACCAGGAGCUCAAGGCAGACGAGAUUCCGCACGCGGAGAAGGACGGUGUGGAGGCCAUCAUCAUUGCCGGCAAGGCCUUUGGCGUCGAGUCUCCCGUGUUCACACGCACGCCGACAUACUACCUCCACUUCAAGAUGCAGCCAGACUCCCGCCUCGACCAGGAGAUCCCAGCCGAGAUGAAUGCGUUCCUGUACACGCUCUCCGGGACCAUCCUCGUCGGCGAGAGUGGCGAGAAGUGCGAAGCCCACAGCACGGUGACGCUGACGCGGGACGACGAGCAGACGGGCGUGACAAUCAAGGCGGACAAGGGCGCUGCAGAGUUUGUUCUCAUUGCCGGCGUUCCCCAUGGCGAACCCAUUGUGCAGUACGGACCGUUUGUGAUGAACACGCCCGAACAGAUCCAGCAGGCCUUCCUCGACUACCAGACGGGGCGCAACGGCUUUGAGAAGGCGCGGCGCUUCCAGAGCGAAAUCGGCAAACCCCUCAUGUAACCAACACACACACACACACACACACACAUACACACACACAUGCUUGCGCUUGUUUCUUUUGUCUCCAUAAAAGGCAUCCUCAACAACAGUUUACUUGGUUGUCAACUGCAACGACUACAACACAAGUCAAACAAGCGUCACCAUACGAUUCAACGGCCAACAAGCAGCACUCUCUCUUACACACGUUCAACCUCAUCAAACAAACAAGCAGCCAACACGGAGAA
Messenger RNA from Salpingoeca rosetta, 1302 nucleotides. Its product is annotated as pirin family protein. The transcript is spliced from 8 exons. Gene Ontology annotation, biological process: monocyte differentiation. Gene Ontology annotation, molecular function: quercetin 2,3-dioxygenase activity. NCBI's taxonomy places the organism in Eukaryota, Choanoflagellata, Craspedida, Salpingoecidae. Gene Ontology annotation, cellular component: nucleus. The coding region runs from base 50 to 1078 and encodes 342 amino acids. The record is from RefSeq and is a predicted model, not a curated record.